Frankliniella occidentalis (western flower thrips) is the source of this 2931-nucleotide messenger RNA. RefSeq names its product dynamin-1-like protein (gene Drp1). Gene Ontology annotation, cellular component: cytoplasm; microtubule; membrane. The transcript has 12 exons. The record is from RefSeq and is a predicted model, not a curated record. NCBI's taxonomy places the organism in Eukaryota, Metazoa, Arthropoda, Insecta, Thysanoptera, Thripidae. Gene Ontology annotation, biological process: mitochondrial fission. Gene Ontology annotation, molecular function: microtubule binding; GTPase activity; GTP binding. Bases 107 to 2308 code for a protein of 733 amino acids.
GGGGUGAGGGUGAGGGGAGAGGGUCUUUCUUUCAGAAGAAAAAUACUAUCGCCGUAUCGCUCAGUCCCACCUUUGUGAAUGAAGUGGGACCCUUAGACCCGACGAAAUGGAAGCCCUUAUACCAGUGAUUAACAAAUUGCAAGAUGUGUUUAAUACAGUCGGAGCAGAUGCCAUACAACUCCCACAAAUUGUUGUCGUUGGAACGCAGAGUUCAGGAAAAAGUUCUGUUAUUGAGUCCUUGGUUGGGCGUUCAUUUCUUCCCCGUGGAAUUGGCAUUGUUACCCGAAGGCCUCUUGUUCUUCAGCUUAUUUACUGUCCUAAAGAUGAUCAGAGGCGUUCAGCUGAAGAAGGUACUCUCAAUUUGGAUGAGUGGGGACGCUUCCUCCAUAACAAGAAUAAAGUUUAUCGUGAUUUUGAUGAGAUCAGGACAGAGAUUGAGGCUGAGACUGAAAGAAUGGCUGGUUCCAACAAAGGUAUCUGUCCAGAGCCCAUCAACCUCAAAAUAUUUUCUACCAGUGUUGUGAACCUUACCCUUGUAGAUCUACCUGGGAUCACAAAAGUUCCAAUUGGAGAUCAACCAGAAGACAUAGAGCAUCAGAUCCACUCUCUAGUUGUCCAGUAUACUGGCAACCCUAACAGUAUCAUUCUUGCUGUUGUUACUGCAAACACUGACAUGGCUACUGCAGAGAGCCUUAAACUUGCCAAAGAAGUGGAUCCAGAUGGCCGUCGCACACUUGCUGUGGUCACUAAACUUGAUCUAAUGGAUGCAGGGACUGAUGCCAUUGACAUACUGUGUGGACGUGUAAUUCCUGUUAAGCUGGGAAUCAUUGGUGUUGUCAAUCGAUCUCAAAAGGAUAUUAUGGACAACAAGAGUAUUAAAGAUUCAUUGAAAGAUGAAGCUGCAUUUUUACAAAGAAAGUAUCCAACUCUCGCAACACGUAAUGGAACACCAUAUUUGGCAAAAACCUUAAACCGACUUCUGAUGCACCACAUUCGGGACUGUUUGCCUGAUCUCAAGACAAGAGUCAAUGUGAUGAUGUCACAGUUCCAGUCACUUCUCAAUUCAUAUGGGGAGGAUGUUUCAGAUAAGAGUCAGACUCUUCUCCAAAUUAUUACGAAGUUUGCCUCUGCAUAUUGUUCAACUAUUGAGGGAACUUCACGGAACAUUGAAACCACCGAGCUAUGUGGAGGUGCAAGAAUUUGUUACAUCUUCCAUGAAACAUUUGGCCGUACUCUUGACUCUAUACAUCCCCUUGCGGGCUUAACAAAAAUGGACAUACUUACGGCUAUCCGGAAUGCCACUGGACCCCGCCCUGCUCUCUUUGUCCCUGAGGUGUCAUUUGAACUCCUUGUUAAACGACAAAUUCGUCGUUUGGAAGAACCAUCACUACGCUGUGUGGAGUUAGUUCAUGAAGAAAUGCAGCGCAUAAUCCAGCACUGUGGUACUGAAGUACAACAAGAACUGCUCCGUUUUCCACGUUUGCAUGAGAAAAUUGUUGAUGUGGUUACCCACCUUUUAAGAAGGAGAUUGCCAACAACAAACUGCAUGGUAGAGAACUUGGUGGCAAUUGAACUGGCUUACAUAAAUACAAAGCAUCCAGACUUUCACAAGGAUGCAGCUUUGGUUUCUUCUCUUCUGAAGUCUGUGGAGGAUGAACACCAACAGUCCAGACCAUCAAACAAACGCCCUCAUACAAUGCACUUUGUUGAUAAUAUUGAUAAUGGUUUAAAGGUUGGAGUACAUCGAAGUACCAGUGAAGCAAGUAACUCAGCCGGUUGGCUUGCAUCCAUCAUGCCUAAACCAGAAAACAAAGAUAGUAAAGAUACCUCAAUUGAAAAUACUCCAACUGCUAGUCCUACUCGCUCAGACCCUUCUAAUUCUGUUAAUGGUCCAAUGAAUGGCCCAUCUAAAGGUGUUCCAGCUACUCCCGGUUCAGGUGCUCUUAGUCCUCAAAAACCAGUCAAUUUGUUGCCAGAGGUUCCUACACAGCACAGCAGAAAGCUGUCUGAUAGAGAAAAGCGAGACUGUGAUGUGAUUGAGCGAUUGAUCAAUUCUUACUUUUAUAUUGUUCGCAAGUCAAUUCAAGACUCUGUACCAAAAGCUGUCAUGCAUUUUCUGGUUAAUUAUGUAAAAGACAACCUUCAGAGUGAACUAGUUACACACCUUUACAAAUCAGAUCAAGCAGAAGAAAUGUUGAGUGAAAGUGAGCAUGUUGCCCAGCGCCGUAAGGAGGCUGCAGAUAUGUUAAAGGCUUUGCAGCGGGCUAACCACAUUAUCAGUGAGAUUCGUGAAACUCAUAUGUGGUGAAAGAAACCUAUUUAGAAUCCCAUCCAGGACUGUUCUAAUGAAAUUUUAUACACAAUUUUUUUUAUCACUCUCACAAGAAUUCUUUUAUUUAAUUGUGGUUAAUUUAAAUCACCAGUACAGUGCCAUAUACAUGAUAGAAAUUCAUGAGAACUUAAUUUACCAACUGCCCCAUGCCUCUAUAGAUGUCUAGUUUGGAACAGAUUGGCUCACCUGGAUGGAAUGUGAUUUAAGUGAAUAGUUCAGAUUAAUUGCCUGAUAGGAUAAUUGCAGUUAAUUAUUUUAGUUGAUUCCAAAUACAUAGUUUCCCAUUUCCAGUCAUUGAUAACAGUGAUUAAUCCAUGUUUUGAACCCUGUAGACGUGAUGCUUUUGUAGAUUUUGCCCUGUUUAUUUAAGAGCUGUGUUAGUUCCAGACUACAUAUUUAGGGUCUGGAACCUCGUAUCUUUAAGUUUUCUUGUGUUUUACUGAAGUCUUAAUGUUUACCUUCACUUUUGUCAUGUAUAGCUUACUGAGGUUUUGUGUGAUUAUAUUCCCUUACUUUAUAAUUUAUUGUCAUUUUUUUUAAAGUUCAGAGACUUGUGCUGUAGUAUGCAGGCCAUUUCAGAAUAAAUUUCACCAUAUGUA